CCUGAGAUUGGUACAUUGGAAAUACACACAGUUUAUAUUGUACUGAUGAUCUUUAUAAAUCUUGUGCAGUUUGGUUGCAGCCAGGGGCGGACUGACAAUUUGGAAACUCAGGCACUGCCCGAGGGCCCGGGGUCAGUAGGGGGCCUCAUGAGAUGCGCCUGGUACCUUUCAUAGGCUUUUUUUUUGGAUGUGGUUUGAGUGUGGCUGAGGACACAGGGGCCCCAUGAUCCCCUAUUGCCCGGGGGCCCCAUGAGUUGUCAGUCCG
Molecule: messenger RNA, 265 nt
Organism: Staurois parvus
Lineage: Eukaryota; Metazoa; Chordata; Amphibia; Anura; Ranidae
Source: the annotation of a GenBank genome assembly